Molecule: messenger RNA, 3180 nt
Organism: Vespula pensylvanica (western yellowjacket)
Lineage: Eukaryota; Metazoa; Arthropoda; Insecta; Hymenoptera; Vespidae
Product: neurotrimin-like
Exons: 11
Coding region: 404-1921 (505 amino acids)
Biological process (GO): synapse organization; homophilic cell-cell adhesion
Cellular component (GO): axon; neuronal cell body; plasma membrane
Molecular function (GO): protein binding; axon guidance receptor activity
Source: RefSeq, a predicted model, not a curated record
AUACCACGCGCGCCCGUUCUCUCAGUUUCUAUUUAGUAUCCACCUCGAAUCGGUGGAUAAGUUCGAUUCCCCUGUUUCAGUGUAAUAACCUUCGCGACGCGAUUUUAACAUAUAGAUACUCUUCCACGUUCGCGAAAGUCGACGAUUAACGAUUGAAAAUCGUAUAACGAGACGAACGUAGGCCUGAGUUUUGUGAAACGUUCUUUUUUUUUUUUUUAAAUUUUAUUUUUCAUCUUUUUUCCCUCAAGUGCCACUGUGUCGGUUCUCUUUGUUAUAUAAAUAUAUAUAUAUAUAUAUAUAUACAUAUAUACAUAUAUAUAUAUAUAUAUAAUUUUUAACAUUUUAAUUAAUUCCUCAUCGAUCACAGUGAUCCUUCAUCUCGAGGAAAAUUAAGAUUAAAAGGAUGCACGUCAGAGCGAUCGCGUUGGUUACUUUACUCCUCAUCGUUCAAGGCUGGUGUAAACCGUCAUCGAAGAGCUUCGAAGAUGUCGAUUACAACGAUGACGCACAGGCCGAUGACAGCGAUGAUUAUUCUCAAAACGACGACGAAAGUGAUACUCCCGAUACCAUCGAGGAACCACCACAAAUUAAAUCGAAUCCCGAGAGCAAACGCGUACGAUCUGGAACUACCGUUAUUUUGCCUUGUCUGACGUCGAAUGCAGAUUCUUUCGCGGUCGUAUGGAAAAAGGACGACGAGUUUCUCUACAGCGACGAUAACGCUUUGACGCAGGAUAAGAAUAGAAUCGUUAGAACAGCGGAUAACAGCUUGGUGAUCUACAAUACGACGGUUAACGACACAUCCGACAAUUAUUCCUGCAGUAUUCUCAGUGAUAAACCUAUUACGAUCACGCACAGAUUACUCGUCGACCCUCCUAACGAUAGAUCGCCAUCGGUUACGACUGUAUCGUCAUUGUCGACGAUAUCUACGUCAUCUUCGGUACCAAUAAUAUACGUCACUCCAUCGAAUAAGGUAGAGGUCAAACAAGGUCAAAACAUUACCUUGGGUUGUCACACCAAAGUCCAACCACCCCCAAUGGAAAUGAAGUGGUAUCAUAAGACUAAAAAAUUACACAACGACAAACAUACGAUGAUCCAUAGCGAUUACAUUACCAUAUACAAAGUUGGAAGACACGAUGUCGGUAUAUAUCAAUGUUUAGCCGACAACGGCAUGGACAAUCCACCGCAUUCCGCCAUUAAUCUCAUCGUUAAUUACGCACCGGAGAUCGAGGUGGAACGUGAAAUUGUACACACAGGUGCCGGCGUCGAGUCGGAGAUCACGUGUAUCGUUCACGCUCACCCACCCGCGAACGUGACUUGGUAUAAAAAUCAGAAAGAACUACCAAAGAGAGGAAGGAUCUCGCGAAAGGAAAAUAAAUUAAGAUACACUCUCAGGAUUAUGCAUACGUCCGAACAAGACCUCGGAGAGUACACCUGUCAAGCCAAAAACGAGUUGGGUCAAGCUAACAGGACCAUCUCUCUUACUGGAGCUCCGUCGCAAGCAACCAUCUACGCAGCCGAGUUAAUGAGAGACGAGAACGACAGUUUUAUUUUAAAAUGGCGUCUCGAAAGUUACUCUCCGAUUACGCAGUACAUACUUAAAUAUCGUCGCAAAGGAGACAAGGAAUGGCGAGAAAUCGAGCCACGUGUAAUAGAUGGCCAAGGGAAUCAAUAUACCGUGGAACAUUCUCUCAAUGGCCUAGAGGAUGGAUCUUACGAAGCGAUCCUCGUAGCUAGAAAUUCCUUUGGAUGGUCACAGCCAUCUGCUCCACAUACAUUUAUGAGGGAUCACAAUUCUGACGAAGCGACAGAUGAUAAUAAUUCUGAAAAGGCAGCAGGUGUCACAGGAUCGGCAGUCUCGAUCCGACCAUUUUGGGCCAUCCCGGCGUCACUCCUAGUCGUUUGUGCCUUCAGAAAUCUGUAAUUUACGAAAACUGUUUAAACUACGUAGAUAAUUUACUGCAGCCAAAGCAUACACCAGCAGACGUCGUGGUGCGAUUAAUAAUCUAAGGACGCCUGGGAGAAGCUUUAUUAUUCAAAUACGCUUCAUAAGACAUCCGUUGUCUUUGUCCGAAUUAUCCGCAGAAAAAACAGGACAGUAUUUGCAUUGAUUUAAGUAAUAUGAGAUAUAAAAUCGAAAGAAGUAUUCCUACAAGUUAUUUGUUUCUAAACUGUUAAAUAAAUUAUUAUUACGUAAAAAGGAAAAAGAAAAAAAAAAAAAAAAAGAAAGAAAAGAAAAUAAAGAUCCAACAAAAUGGCAACGGACACUUAACAAUUCUCCUAGGUGCAUCGUUGACGCAUGUUAACGAUGGAAAAGCAUUUUUAUUUUACUCCGUCAAAUCAUGAGUAAAUAUUAAGAGGGGGGUUCUAUACUUUAAAAUAUAUUUAUAUAUCUAUAUCUAUAUUUAUAUCUAUAUAUAUAUAUGUGUGUGUAUGUAUGUAUGUAUGUAUAUAUAUAUAUACAUAUAUAUAUAUAUAUAUAUAUAUAUAUAUAUAUAGGUAUAGAUAUUAUAUAAUAAACAUAGUAUUCACUGUACAUGUGUAAGCCCAGAGAUACACAAUCAUUAUUAUAAUUUAUUUUUGUAUGCUUAAGAUUAUCAGAUCAAUGUUUAAUGGCGUUGCUGUUUCGUGCCAUGCGUACAGGUACAUCCUGUUUUGUGAACCUGUAAAGAGGAAGCGGCACAAAUUAAUUACGUUGCCUAUGGCAAACGAGUAGAACGGGCAUGUACCUAAUAUAUCAUAGUAACAAAAAUGUACUUUAUUAUCGAUUAUCAUUCUGAUUCUUGUAGGAGGUUAACGAUAGACGGAUUAUAAAUUUUCAAAAUGCAAAACCAUAAUAAUUGCCAUGACUCUCAAAAGUUGGUAAUUAUUAUUUUCACAUUAUUAUUAUUAUUAUUAUUAUUAUUAUUAUUAUUAUUAUUAUUAUUAAUAUUAUUAUUAUUAUUAUUAUUAUCAUUAUUAUUAUCAUCAUAUAGUUGCUCACGAUUAAAGAAAGUUUAUUAUUUUCGCUGUCAUCUUAAAUGUGUAUAUUGCAUUGUGUGAGUUAAUAUGUAUGUUUGCGAAGAAUGGAAGAAUGUUGUGUUGUGCUGUAAUGUUUUCCAUAUUAGGUUGCUAAUAGCGAUAUAUCAAUUUAGUACACACUUUCUAAUUAGAUCGAGUAAACGAAUAAACCUCGUGCAAAAA